This is a messenger RNA of Jatropha curcas, 2311 nucleotides long. RefSeq names its product pentatricopeptide repeat-containing protein At1g08070, chloroplastic. The record is from RefSeq and is a predicted model, not a curated record. Gene Ontology annotation, biological process: RNA modification. Gene Ontology annotation, molecular function: zinc ion binding; RNA binding; protein binding. NCBI's taxonomy places the organism in Eukaryota, Viridiplantae, Streptophyta, Magnoliopsida, Malpighiales, Euphorbiaceae.
UGGCUUUUAGUUUUAAUUGACCGUCAAACCUUACAAAACCAAAGCAGGCAAACAGCAAGGGGAUGAUGGCUACCACACUUCCUCCUUUUCCAUACAAAAUCCCCACUCCUGUAACUACCAUUCCUCAGUUUCCAGAGAACCCAAAAACCUUAAUCUUAAAACAAUGCAAAACAAUCAAAGACCUGAACCAAGUCCACGCCCAUCUCCUCAAAACACGUCGCCACUUGGAUCCCACAGUCAUCGAGAACUUACUCGAAUCGGCCGCCCUCCUCCUUCCCGCUACAACUAUGGACUAUGCGCUUUCCAUUUUCGACAAAAUCGAGGAUCCCGAUUCGUCGGCUUAUAAUACCAUGAUAAGGGCCUUUACAGCGAAGCAAGUUCCUCAAAAAGCCUUGACCUUGUUCAAACAAAUGCUCGAAAACGCAGUGCCAUUUAAUGAAUUCACUUUUGCUUGCACUCUAAAAGCAUGUUCUAGAUUGCGCUGGAGAAAAGAGGGAAAACAGAUUCAUGCCCAGAUAGUGAAAUGUGGAUUUGGGUCUAAUUGUCUUGUUUUAAACACCUUGAUACACGUCUAUGCAAAUUGUGGUGAAGUUAAGAUAGCUAGGAAAGUGUUUGACCAAAUGCCCAAGAGAGAUAUCUUUGCAUGGAAUUGUAUGCUUUCAGGUUAUGCUAAGAGUGGGUAUUAUGAGGAUGUUGUGAAGUUAUUCUAUGAAAUGAGGGAAUUGGGUGUUGGGUUUAAUGAUAUUACGUUGGUCAGUGUCUUGGCGGCUUGUGGCAGAUUGGCUGAUAUAGAAUUGGGAGAGUGGAUUGCAGGGUACAUAAGGGCAAAUGUACUUGAAGAAAAUAAGAAACUAGUUACUGCUCUGGUUGAUAUGUAUGCAAAAUGUGCUGAGGUGGAUAAGGCACAGAGUUUGUUUGACCAAAUGGAUGGAAAGGAUGUCGUUGCUUGGAGUGCUAUGAUUUCUGGUUAUAAUCAAGCAGGGAGAUGCAAGGAGGCGCUUGUUCUUUUCAGUAAGAUGCAAAAGGCAAAUUUGGAACCCAACGAGGUCACUAUGGUGAGUGUGCUCUCUUCUUGUGCUGUGCUAGGAGCUCUGGAGACCGGUAAAUGGGUUCACUUGUAUAUUAAAAAGAAGAGGAUGAAGCUGACUGUCACACUAGGAACAGCACUAAUAGACUUUUAUGCAAAAUGCGGAGUAGUAGAUAGUGCAAUUGAAGUGUUUCAAGUGAUGCCUUUGAAAAAUGUGUACUCAUGGACGGCCCUAAUUCAGGGUCUUGCUAAUAAUGGGCACGGAAAAAGGGCUCUGGAGUUCUAUCGAUUGAUGAGGGAAAAAAAUGUUGAACCAAAUGAUGUGACUUUCAUUGGACUUCUUUCUGCUUGUAGUCAUGUGGGCCUGGUUGAUGAGGGUCGUGAGUUUUUUGACAGUAUGAGUAAAGAAUUUGGUAUUGAACCAAGGAUGGAACACUAUGGUUGCAUGGUAGAUAUCCUUGGUAGAGCUGCAUUGAUCGAAGAGGCUUAUCAGUUCAUAAAGGAAAUGCCCAUCCAACCCAAUGCCGUUAUUUGGAGAACAUUGCUGGCUUCUUGUAGGGCUCAUAUAAAUGUUGAGAUUGGGAAGGAAGUGGUAGAACAUCUGGUUAGUUUGGAGCCUAUGCAUUGUGGGGAUUACAUUCUGUUGUCUAAUAUUUAUGCAUUGGCGGGGGGAUGGGAAGAUGCGAUAAGGACUAGGACUCAAAUGAAAGAGAAGGGAAUCAAGAAAACACCUGGUUGUAGUUGGAUUGAGUUGGACGGAGAGAUUUAUGAGUUUUUAGCAGAAGAAAAAGCAUAUCGGAUGAAGGAAGUUUAUAGCGCGACAGAGGACAUGAUGGAACGAAUCAAAUCAGCUGGAUAUGUUCCCAAUAUAGCAGACGCGAGACUGGAUGCAGAGAAAGACGAUAAGGAAACUGCAGUGUCUCAUCACAGUGAGAAGCUAGCCAUUGCAUUUGGUCUUAUUAAAACUCCUCCUGGUACUACAAUUAGAAUAUCAAAAAAUCUCAGAGUAUGUACAGACUGCCAUAAUGCAACAAAAAUAAUAUCAAAGGUAUAUAAUAGAGAAAUUAUCGUCAGGGAUAGAAAUCGCUUCCACCACUUCAAAGAGGGCUCAUGUUCCUGCAACGACUACUGGUAAAACUGGAUACUGCUUGUUGGUCAAUAACUUACUUGGAUUUUAAACCACAAUGAUUGUAUCCCAUUAGAAAUGAAAUUCGUUUGAUCUUAGUUUAUACACAUGGUUCCAAUUAAUUGAAAAAAAUAAUUCUUAUUGGUUCUUGAAUCUAA